AUUAAAUAGGUAUCUUGAAUCAUUUUGUAAUUUGUUUCUUUUUGUUUUUACUGUAAAUAAACUAUAGUUUAAAAUAUUUUUUAAAAAUUAAUCUCUAGAAGAUUGUCUCAAUGUAUUGUCAGAACUUUCCAGUUCCAUCUAGCGUUCGAAUUUAGGAGUAUAGUCUCGAUGGUAAGUUACCAUCUUAGCAAUUUCUAGCAUUGUAUAGAUUGCAUCGAAAGUACAUAGAGAGAUGGUGUUCGCGAAUGCUCCAAAAACAAAGAGGGUGUGAAUUUUCUCUUUGUAUAUUUUAUAUAUUUACGGACUAAUUGUGAGAAUUACAAGUGACAGUUCUUCAAUGUUAUUCUAUAGAGAUGUAUAAAUAGACAUGAAAAUUUAACACUCUAUUUAAAUCUUAGUCUUUCAAAAUGAAAGAAAAGCAAAAACAACAGUAGUUGUGUAAUUACAAGAGAAGCAUUUGAAGAAGUUGACAACUGUUCUAGCAUUAUGGAGCUACAAGAAAAUGAUCAAAGCGAAGAUACAGCUGCUAUGAAGCAUAUACAGUUUGAUUUAGAGAUGGAUUCUAUUACUGAAACAGCUGUUUAUUAUUCUGCUACUCCAAGAAAAUCCCUUCGGGGUAGACGUAAAAAAACGAUGGACGGGAGAUUACAAUCACAAACUUCUUUGUUAAAAUCUAAUUAUAACAUUAAUGGCGAACAAAAAUUAGGUCCAAAGUAUCGACCUAUAUGGCCGAAGCCUUAUCAACAAAGUUAUUCAAAUAAGCCUAAAAUCUAUGGUCUACCGUCCGCGAUGAAUGAAUUGUCUGCAUUAAAUCCUGCGAGUCGAAUUAUUGUUACUACUACGACAACGAGUGCUUCACCAACGAAAGAAAAAGUCCAUGAUAAUAUGAUGUCGGAGAAGCCUAGUAAGAGGACACAUAAUUAUUCUAAAUCUACUACAUCAAAUUCCAACAAUUUGAAAUUAUUAACCAAAGAAAAUGUUAAUGCCAAGAAUUACGGUAAAAAUUGCAAUACUUCGAGAAAAGAUUUUAAUUUCAUUCAGAUGAAAGACAAAGAUAAUAAAGAUAAAGGUAGCAUCGAAUUGUUUUUCGAAAGUAUGGCACAAACCGUUUUAAGUUUACCUAUGCACGUACAAGCUCAAAUUAAAAUGGAAAUUUGUAAGCUUGUUACUAUGGCAGAAAUCAAAUAUUCUUCAACGCAAUCAAAACAUAGCUGUAGAAUUGAUUGACCCAAGUAACUGUAGAAAAAGAUUCUUUAUAUCUUCGAUAAUGAUUUAGGUAUUACUUUUUUUUUUUUUUUUUUU
Polistes dominula (European paper wasp) is the source of this 1302-nucleotide messenger RNA. RefSeq lists its product as uncharacterized. The record is from RefSeq and is a predicted model, not a curated record. NCBI's taxonomy places the organism in Eukaryota, Metazoa, Arthropoda, Insecta, Hymenoptera, Vespidae.